UUGCUGGUGGUGGUGCCUGUGGCUAGUCCCUGUCUCCCCGGGCAGUGGAGCAAGAUCUGGGGGGCUGCCCACACAUGAGAGAUGGGUGGCAGUGUGGCUGCCCACAGGGGGGCAGGCUGCUCGCCCAGCUCCCUCCUGGCCCUCCGCCUCUGGGGAAACCCUCUUCCCCUCCGUGUGCCACACCUCCUUCCCUUGGAUGGUGUUCCCGCCUCUGUCAGGGACCGUCCCCUCCAGUCCUGGGCACCACACCCUGUGUCCUGCACCAGGGCUCUGCCUCCCCCAUGGGGUCUCAGCCCUGAGGGUCCAGGGCUGGCCAAGGUCUCCUUGGGUGGCCCACGGGGGUUCCGCAAUUGGGAUGCGGGACCAGCCGGUGCCCAGAAACGGCCUGAAGAUAUUUUAAAGAAAAAAACUGCACAUAAAAAGCCUAAAACCAAUCCCCAUAAGGACAUCCCUUUGUGCUUCAUGUACUUCAUCUUUACGCAGUCAAAAAUGACCCCCAUCAGUGUUGGCUGCUGCUAAUAUUAAUGAGAAGAUGGCCUCCGGCAUCUAUCUGUCUGUGUAACCCGGGGCAAAGCACCUGACUUCACAUGGUGGCUGAGAUCCAGAGUUUUUACAUAGAUCCACUUACCUUCCACGGCUCAUUCUACUCACUCAUGAAAUGGAGAUACCUAACCUCUCAUAGGCUGGUAAGUGAGGAUUCGUGAACGAAAAGGGACUCAACGUUUGCGUACCACCACACAGCGCAGGGACAUCUGUCCCAGACUUGCACAACCUGCACAGCACGGCAUCCUAGAGAGGGAGAGGGCGAGACCUGCCUGUCAUUUCCAUGCGUGCACGCAGCACUCGCUCGCCAAUGACCAAGACCCUAGUUUUGCCCUUCUUUUCCCUAACCUGGAGUUGCAGGCCUCACGGUGCACGCGUGCGCGCCAACUGUCGCUCGGGGGCUCUGGGCUGUCCCCUCCCGGGAGCUGAAAGCCCAUCGCUAUUCACCCUGGUCAACUGACGCACAGACACGCACUGGACGCGUGCGCUCUGCACAGCCUGUCUGCCUUCGCGUGAUUUUUUUUUUUUUUUAACCAAUCAUCGUCCGAAGCGCAGGCACGCCAGUCGUGCGUGUGUUGGAAAAUGGCGGGGAAGGUGGAGCCUUCGGAAGUGCCGUCGCCCCGAGUCCUUGAGGAGGUUGAAGGUCAGACCAAGUCUUCAAAGAAGACUGAAGAGUUGCUGGAAAUGGUGAAGAAGCUGCAGAAAGAGGGAGGCCUAGAGCCCCAGGUCGAAGACCUGAUUAACCGGAUUAAUGAGCUUCAGCAAGCGAAGAUGAAAUCCAGCGAGGAACUGGGAGAAGCCCAAGCUCCCUGGAAGGCCCUGCCUAGGGACCUGGACUCCUCGAAUGGAGAGAAAGUGCACCUGGAGGAGGUUUUGAGCAAAAAAGCAAAAGCACCGAGGACCCUCCAGCUGCACUGCCAAAGGCAGGGAAGUGAGGCUCGGAGGAAGUACAUGUUGGCAGGGCACGUGGAACACAUUUCUAUCCAUAACUCUCAGAUCACAGAGAGUCAGGGACAGAGGAAGCCGGGGUUGCAUGUGGAAGAACGUCUGGAGGAUUUCACAGGCCAGCACCAGGACCCCUGGGAAUUCCACAUGCUGAAGCAGCGACUGGCCUGGGAGAUCCGUGCCCCGCAGAGUAGCAAGGAACAGCUGCUCACCGAAGGUGGGACUCCUGCGCGGGGAGGGGUCGGAGCCGGGGCGGGAGCCGGGGCGGCGGGCAGGAGCUCCCGGCCCCGCCCACCCGCAGAGAGGCAGGCGCGGACCAAGCUGGAGACGGCGGGGAAAGGAGGAGCGGGGGACCGAGGUCCGCCCCGCCAACACCACCCCUCCUGCCCCUCCCAAAAGGGCGGGGCCUCCGCGGGCUGGGCUCUCCUCCCGCCGGGGCUUCUCUACAGUCUUCAGGGUUCAGUGUGUCAGUCGCUCCCUCCUUGUGCCCCCUCCACACUCCCUCUCUCUUGUUCCUCUCCUCUAACCCUUCUCCGCAGGCUGAAGGCGGAGCUGGAGAAAGUCCGGUGGCAGGUCCCCGCCCAGACUCAGACCACCCCAGAGGACCGGGCCGGAGAGGUAGAGAGCCCGGGAUGGAGGCCAGACUGGCCGAGACAGAGCGGGCGGGAUCUGGGAUCCGGAGCCCCUCUGAAGGGGUGUGCGGGUGCAGGGCGUCCUCGGGGCGGUGGGGACAGGGAAAGGGCGGCGCGGGCCAGCGUGGGCGGGCACCAGGGCCCCAAAGCCUGACUCCCAGCCCCCGCAGGCCGACCCCCAGCUCCCCAGCGAGGGUGACCUGGCGCCGCCGGCGGAGCUGGCCCUGACGCCCCCCUAGGCCAGUAGGACCCACCCGGCCCCACCUUCCUUCAAGGCCCGCCCGGAAGUAAAGGCGACGUUUGCGGACCAUCCUCCAAUUCCCCGUCUGAGUCUGUGCCACAGGAGUCAUUGGGGGUGGGAGUCGUGCCCUUCCUCUCUCCGGGGGAAGGGGGAGUGGUUCAGGAAGUCUGGGCGGGGCCUCGCCGGACUCCGCCCCCCACUCCCUCGGCCGGCUCAGGCCUCGGGAGCUCAGUAAACGCUCCCGACAGCUCAAUGACUGGGUGGGUGUCAAGGCCACUCCAUCUCCACGGCCUCAUCUGGGGUUCCUGAACCAUCUGUUUUACCAGUAAGGGCUAGAAGGGACGUGUUCAAAACCCGCUGCAGGUCCUGUCAGUCUCCUGUGGUUCAGAGUAAAAUCCCAGCCUCCCAGAGUCCCUGCAUUACCCGCAGAUUCCCUCGGACCUGCCCGCCUACCUGGCCUCGCCUCUCACACCCUCACACGUUUGCUUCAUGCCACACAGCUGAUUUUCCACCCUUCUCCAAGCACCUUGUCAUCUCACGGCCUUUGCCCUGCUGUGUCGUCAUCUGGGGUGCCCUUACCCCAGUCUCCUCGGACUGCAGGGCUGUUAAGGAUGUCAGCUGCUCAGGAGGCUGGCCUGGGGGACCCGGUUCCAAAGGGCACCUUGCCACCUGCUAAGCACGUGCGGGUUAAAGAGGCAUUUGCUGAAUGUCUGCUUGUGUCCCAGGCGCUACGGUAGGCCCCGGAUUCUAAGUAGCAGGGUCGGGGAGGAUCUCACUGAGGUAGUGGUGCCUGAGCAGGGAGGUGAGGCGGCAGGCGAGGCAGUGAGCCCCGUAGGUGUC
This is a messenger RNA of Kogia breviceps (pygmy sperm whale), 3201 nucleotides long. The record is from RefSeq and is a predicted model, not a curated record. Lineage: Eukaryota; Metazoa; Chordata; Mammalia; Artiodactyla; Physeteridae.